AGUGCGCACUGACUCUGCGCACUGAAGUCAGCCAAAUGCUUUAUUAGACAUAUCUGAACUGCGUGCAGACACAAAACCUCCUCCAUCUACCGGUAUUGUGUUAACAGUAGCCUAUCGCAGAGUGGGUUUGUUACGCGGCGACGCUCGGAGUGGUCGGUCGGUAUAAACUCAUUUGAGUGCGCACCACCACCACCACCAUCAUCAUCAUCAUCGCUCCAGCCCCAGCUUCUCUCUCCUCCAUCCACAAGGCUCUCCGGUCCUGUCCAUCAUCUACUGACCUUCACAGCAUCUUUGUUGAAUGGUGUGGUUGUUUUUUUGUUUUUUUUUCCACUGGGGCUGAGCGGAGCCUGUUUGCUGCUGUGUUGGGAAGCGGAUACCUGCAUUGACUCCACUGCGGAGGGCUUUGGGUGACAACGCACCCCUACAGUCGUGUUUUCUCCACCCGUAACAACAACCAUGGCGAAAACAAACACCACGACUAACGCAGUUACAGAUGAAAAGAUGGCACCACCAUCCAUCGCCCUACUUCCUGAAAAGAGAUCUCCGACUAACGGUCACAGCUCUCCAGCUCGGAAUGGAAAAACGACUCCGUCAAACACAGAGAGGAAGCCUCACAUGAAUGGGCACGCAUCUCCUUCCCACCUACCAGCAAACGUCAGCAACAGCCAUGCAGGUAAAGCGAUCGUGGAGGGUUAUAUGAAGACAGACGACAGGAUGCGUCUAGCCAAAGAGAGACGAGAAGAGAGGGAGAGAAGUCUGGCGGCCAGGGAGCAGCUGAUCAGGGAGAAAGAGCGGCGAGCGAGGCUGCAGUAUGAGCGCACUGUGGAGGAGCGCUGGAGGCGACUGGAGGAGCAAAGGCAGAAGGAGGAGCUUCGCAGAGCUGCAGUGGAGGAGAAGAGGAGGCAGCAGCUGGAGGAGGAGAGGGAACGUCUGGAGGCUCUGAUGAGACGUUCCCUGGAGCGCAGCCUCCAGCUGGAGCAGAGGACUAAACGCUGGAACCGAGGCUGCCCAUCGGGAGCAGGUGACAGUGAGAAUGCCUCUCUCCCUUUCUCUGCUGCCUCCGCCUUUUCCCAUGGCAUUGCCUCCCCCCUUCCUGCUGUCAGCGAAUCUGCCCCCUGCAGCCCUCACAGGUCUCCUCUCUGCGGCGCGUUGAACUCUUCAGAUCACAGCCGACUUCAGGGAGGCUCUCAGUCUACUCCCAACACCCCCAAGAAACAGCGGCUACGCAGUGAAAGAAGAAAUGCAUCCCCAGGUUAUGGAUCCCCUGUGAGGAGAUCUGAAUCACCUGCUAGUGUCAAUAAGCACUUAUCUUCCCCUACUGCUUCCAAGCUGGUGUCAAAGAUGCGUACCCCGUCUCCUAGCAACUUGCAUCAGUACCAUCAGUCUCCAACUAGACAUCGUGCGAACCUGUCACCCGAUGACAAGAAGGUGGAAAAACAUGCUGAACAGUCCAAAACUGAGAGCCCUCUGAAGAAGAACGCCAACAUCAACAGCAUGAAUUCAAACACGGUCAAUGUGGAAAUCACUAAAAACAGAUCAUCGAAGGUUGACACUCUUAAAGCGGACUCAUCUGAAAGAAAUCAGUCUCCUGAAAGAAAGAACCAGAUGCAUAUAAGAGUGGAUUCAUUAGAAAGGAAGAUCCAGGUCCACAUCCAGGAAGGAGACAAGAAAAAAGAAUCAGCACCAGGUUCUACAGGGAAACUUGCAGCAGGUACAACAAACGCAGAGGAGGCUACCAAGUUGCUGGCCGAGCGUAGACGCCAGGCCCGAGCUCAGAAAGAACUGGAAGAGAAAAAACGAGAGGAAGAAGAAGACAGGCUGAAAGAGGAGCAACUCUGGAAGGAAAUUGCAGAGGAACAGAGACAACAGGAGGCAAAGGCUCAACAAAUGAAGGAAGAGAGGAAAAAAGAAGAAGAUAUUCAGGUGAAGAAAAAAGAAGAGGAGAAACAAAAGGCGAAGGAUCAGGAAAAGGAGCUACAGGCCCAGAAUGAGAAAGAGAAGGAAAAAGCCAAAGUUCAGACUGAAGAAGCAGAACGACAACGGCAAGACAGAGAACUGCAAAAACAGCAAGAAGAAGAGGAAAGACAACUAAGAAAAAAGAGAAUUGAAGAGAUCAUGAAGAGAACAAGGAAAGGUGAAGCUGACGUGAAGAAAGAGGAACAGGUGGAGACGAGGGCUGUCUCACCUCCAGGGGAAAUAAGGAUCACUGUUCAAACUAAUGCUCAGGUGAAUGAGCAAACUGUCAAAAAAGUUGAGUUUCAGGUCAAAGAUCAGGGCAAAAUCCAGAGCAAAACAAAGGAUAAUGCUCUGGUGAAGAGAGAAGAAACAGCAGCAGCAGCACAGACUGAACCUCAGAGGAGUAUUCAAGUGAAAAACAACACUCUUGAAGUAGCAGCAACCCUCAGUGUUCCUGACAAGAGACAGGACACCAAAGAAAACAAAGCUUCUGGUCCCAAACGACAAGAAAAGGAGGUGGAAGUGAAUGCAAACAAGCAGUACAAAGCCAAUGGUAAAGCAACAGACCAAAUAAACAAAGAGUCAACAAAGACAGCAGAUGCCAAAGUCAACCAAAAGGAAGGUGAGAUGGUGAAUGGAGCAGUGAAGGGUCAGGGAAGUGCCUUGAAGAGCAGCAGUUUCACAGCUGACGUAAGCAAACAGCUUGCGUCAACAGCCGAGGGAAAGGCCAAAGGAAAGUCGCAGGUGGAGGCUGUAAGACCCACGGUGACACCCCUCCCUGUGGGACACCUUGCUCCACCAAUCAUCAAGCUGGAGCCACUAGAUGUGACAGGUACAGGGUCUGGAGACGACGUGCAGUCCAUGGAGGUCAGCCCAGCUUCUAAGGAAGAACUGAUUUCAAUUCCAGAGUUCUCACCGAUCAUUGAAAGUCAGCUCAGCAGUAUGAGUAACACCCGCGCUCUCGAGGACCUCAUGGACCUAACAGGCAGUGUUUCCUACCCCAAACUGUCUUCUGAAAACAACAUAGGUGACUGUAACAGAAACCUCAUUGAGGGUGUUGUCAGUCCCAUGUCCGAUUCAAAGCUCAUUGGAGUGUCGUCUCCAUCCUCAAAUAAACUUACCAUCAAGUAGUCUGUUGAUCCCUCUAACUUGCUUGCCUUUCACUUUUUCCUCUCUUGUCUCUCAUACACUGAGUGUCACGUGUUAAAAAUGCCCUUGUGACACUUCACCCAUGGAAAUUGAGCCAUACAGGUUGACUCAUAAAAUGUCAACCAUAACUUGCAAAAGAAACAAAACAUCUCCAAUAUUCUAAUCAGCAAGUAAUCAUCAAAAUGUGUAUGAAUAUUAUCAUUAGACACCCUGUAAGAUGGAUGCAUUUGUGAAGUCAGGGACAAAAAAGGAUGCCUGAAAGAAACUAAUGUGAAAAAAAAAUCAUCAGGGUUUUGAAUACAGUAGUUGUUUAGAAAGAAAAUUUAAGCUAUAAUGUAGAAUAGCUUGGAAAAAAUCUCUUACUUUUCCUCACUGGGUCUGGAGUAAAGCACUGGUGACUACAUGUGUACCUCUGUCUUUCCACCUGCUUCUUAAAGCUUUGAAUAAAACCAUCAGCAUUGAUGGGACAGGCAAGAAUUUUUCAUUUUCAUAAAAGCCUCAUUUUUAGCACUUCAGUGGUAUUUCUAGAUGUUCCGAGCCAUUAGCACAUUGUAUGCGUGUGUGCAUGUAUUAGUGACUGGCUGGAAUUCACUGGGGAUAUUUGGCUGAAAUCAAACAGGAUUCUGAACCCUGGAUGUAUUCACUCUUCCUUCCCAGUGGUGCUUGAUUGGAUUUUUCAUGCUUUUCAUUUCAUACAAUGAGAUGAUUCCCUUUAGUUUUUUACUUAACGACUUUCUAACUGCACGUGAGUGAGAAGGAUGAGCCCAAAGCUGCAACCUUGAAUGUUAUUGCUCAUAAAAAAAAUCAACACAAGUGGUGGCACAUUACUUUGGCAAUUGCAGAUUUAACCUCUAACAUGGACUUUAUUGAGAAAAAAUAAACAACUUGCAUUGGUAACUGCAUUGACACAGCAGACCCUUUUCAGAUUUUCUGUUUUGCAUCACAAGGUAAAAGGUUUUUCCGUAAGCGUGCCUUCUAAUGUAAAUAGUUUUCAAGGCACAAUACUAAUGGAUGCACUCAUGAGCUGAGCAUAAUAGACAUUAAUGUGCAAGACUGACAAGAAUGUUUUCUAAAUAUUUGGUAAAAGUGUGCCCUACAUCCGUUUUUGUUUUUUUUUUAAUCAUCUAUUACUCUGUGGCUUUAUGUUUGUUAUAGCAGAUGCCUUUAACCUCUUGAAUAACUCAAAGUAGUUUAUCAUUUAACUAUUUCAUUGUGUGUAUGACCUCUAAAUGUAUUUAAGUAGCAGUGUCUUAUGGGUAACUGCUUCAUUUCCUAGAAUUUAUUUCCCAUAUCACUACAUUGUGCUUGUGCAAACUCAAACGUGUUGUUACUAAUUUCUGUUUGCCCAGUACAAUUGCUCUGUGUGUCCUGUAAUGGCCUGUGAUACUUGAACCUCGGUUUGAAGUGCAUCAUUUUUACUGUGCUUCAGACAAGGUGGUCAGCAGCUCACCGAUAUUAUCACACUGUAUUCUUUAGACUCCACACAGCCUGGUAAGACAGAGGCUCUCUGAACUGUCUUAAAUGAAGUAGCCAUAUUUAGUAGCCAGUAUUUACAACUUACAAUAUUCUGUAUACUUUGCAUAAGUCAAAUAUUACUGUUCCACUUUGACAUAUAUUAUUGUUUUCCAUAGAGAGGACUGCAUUUUGUGAAGAUAUACUGGGUAUAAGGAUGUAAUAGAUACAAGCCAUUUACUUGAAAAAACAGUAUUCAAGUCACUCCAACUUCAAUCACAGUCAACCUAUCUCCAUAAGUUACAGAACGUAACAACUUUAGGCUUUGUGCAUGGUUAGCAUGGUCAUAAUGUUAUCUGAAUCAAUAAAAUGUAAAACUGGG
This is a messenger RNA of Sphaeramia orbicularis (orbiculate cardinalfish), 4939 nucleotides long. RefSeq names its product MAP7 domain containing 2a (gene map7d2a). NCBI's taxonomy places the organism in Eukaryota, Metazoa, Chordata, Actinopteri, Kurtiformes, Apogonidae. The transcript has 17 exons. Gene Ontology annotation, cellular component: microtubule cytoskeleton. The record is from RefSeq and is a predicted model, not a curated record. Gene Ontology annotation, biological process: microtubule cytoskeleton organization. The coding region runs from base 457 to 3087 and encodes 876 amino acids.